UUUGCUUUCACAUUUCGUCAAUCAAGCCAUUCAAUCAAAAAUCUCAUCAUACUCUUUGUUUAUAUGGAAACCCAAUCUUUCACAUUCCUUUCUCCACAACCUCUCUCUCAUUACAACGCCUUGGAUUUCUCUUGGUUUUCGGAUAUGGAAAUGGGGUUCAAUGGGAACAGUAAGAAAUUGAGUAGGAGAGACACUGAUGAAUCCUUAGUCAAUGGAGAAGACUUGAAGAACGACGGGUUUAAAGAUAUACUUUCCUCGCUUUUGUUGCUCGACGAGGGAGCACCAAAGCAAGAGCAACAUCAAUGGCUCACAGGGUUUGAACCUACCUUCGAAGCUGAUUACAAAGAAAAAGUUGAAGAAAUCGAUGCUACUUAUCAUUGUUCUAAAAUGGAAGACUCGAGUAGUUCGAGAAAAAACAAACGCUCUCGUAAAUCGGGUUCAGUUGCCGCUAGCUCAUCGACGGUUUCAGUCGGUUCAGACAAUGCGGGUUUGCCGGAAUCGAGCGGCGGUUCGGGGCAUCAACGGCGGUUAUGGGUGAAAUCCCGAUCUAAAGACUGGUGGGAGAGGUGCAAUCACCCGGAUUUUUCCGACGAGGAGUUCAAACGCGUGUUUCGGAUGAGUAAAUCCACGUUUGAUUUGAUUUGCGAGGAGUUGGAAACGGCGGUGAUGAAAAAGAACACGAUGCUCCGUGAAGCGAUCCCAGUCCGUCAACGCGUCGCGGUUUGUAUCUGGAGGUUGGCCACCGGUGAGCCGCUUAGGAUGGUAUCGAAACGCUUCGGAUUAGGGAUUUCAACUUGCCAUAAGCUGAUUUUAGAGGUUUGCAGCGCUAUUAAAACAGUACUGAUGCCUAAAUACCUCCAAUGGCCCGACGAAAAUAAAAUGAAGCAAAUCAAAGAUGAAUUCGAGUCCAUCACCGGGAUCCCAAACGUCGGCGGUUCAAUGUACACGACUCACAUCCCAAUCAUCGCACCAAAAACCAGCGUCGCCUCAUAUUUCAACAAGAAACACACGGAGAGGAACCAAAAAACAUCGUAUUCAAUCACCCUUCAAGGCGUCGUCGAUCAAAACGGCGUAUUCACCGACGCUUGCAUCGGCUGGCCAGGAUCCAUGACCGACGAUCAAGUUCUGGAGAAAUCGGCGUUUCACCAAAGAGCCACCAUGGGGCAGUUGAAGGACGUUUGGGUGGUGGGGGGCAAAGGGUAUCCACUGAUGGACUGGGUUUUAGUUCCCUACACUCACCAGAAUCUCACUUGGGGCCAACACGCAUUCAAUGAGAAGAUUUGGGAGAUAGAAAAAGUGGGAAAGGAAGCGUUUGCAAGACUGAAAGGGCGGUGGGGUUGUUUGCAGAAAAGGAUCGAGGUUAAGCUUCAAGAAUUGCCGGUUGUUCUUGGAGCUUGUUGCGUUUUACACAAUAUUUGCGAGCUGAGGAAUGAGGAAAUUGAGCCUGGGCUUAAAUUCGAGGUUUUUGAUGAUGAGGUGAUCCCUGAGAACAAUUUGAGAUCCAUGGCUUCUGAUCAAGCUAGGGACCGCAUUGCUCAUAAUUUGCUGCACCAUGGCCUUGGUGGUGCCACUGGCUUUUACUAAUUUUCGUUUUUGGGCCAGAAAUAGUAUUAUUGAUUUAGAUUUUUGUAGUCAUUCUUUUUGGCUAUUGCAAUAAAGGUCCUUUAGUAGAUUUA
Molecule: messenger RNA, 1676 nt
Organism: Hibiscus syriacus
Lineage: Eukaryota; Viridiplantae; Streptophyta; Magnoliopsida; Malvales; Malvaceae
Product: protein ANTAGONIST OF LIKE HETEROCHROMATIN PROTEIN 1-like
Exons: 1
Coding region: 64-1584 (506 amino acids)
Source: RefSeq, a predicted model, not a curated record